Pogona vitticeps (central bearded dragon) is the source of this 3260-nucleotide messenger RNA. It is a transcript of the gene KEAP1, whose product is annotated as kelch like ECH associated protein 1. The record is from RefSeq and is a predicted model, not a curated record. NCBI's taxonomy places the organism in Eukaryota, Metazoa, Chordata, Lepidosauria, Squamata, Agamidae. Gene Ontology annotation, molecular function: protein binding.
UUGUUUUACUAAAUAAAUAAGACAAAUAGCCACUCCUCUUUGAGGGCAAAGAACAUCACUCAUAUGUUCGAGAAAACAUCACUCAUACUUUCAUUUUCAUUACUGUGCCAGUAGAUUUUUUUUUAAAAAAUAUAUGCAUGGUCUUUCUCCUAGCUCACGGUUUUUUGAACUGGCCCUGAGGACCUGAUAGGUCAAGUGAAACUUUUCGUUGAUCUCCCUGAUCAAGUUUGCAGCCGUGUUUGUGUUUUCCUAUUUAACUGAUUAAAAAUAAAAACGAAAUCAGGCUGAGGGAAGUGCUGCUUCGAGGUAACGAGGUGUUCUGUGUAUUGCCUUUGGCGAGAGGAAUCGUGCUUGAAGUGGCGGUGUGGCCAACCAUCAUCCCAAAGUGCCGACGGAGAGUGGCUGAGCCCAGAAAAGGGGAGCCGGUUACUGUUUGGAAAGUCAGUUUGGCUGAUGCUAUUUGACUAAAACUCCCAUCAGAACAGCCAGUGGUGAGGACUUACAGGAAUUACGACCCAACCCUAUCUGAAGUGUGGAGUCUUUCCUGUGUGUCAGAGUUCUGUAGCCAGGUUCCCCACAUAGCUGAUUCUGCAUCUGCUGCCGUCACCCCUGCUUUUUUUCUCCGGUUCCUUCAUGCAAUGAAUGUGUGGCUGCUUUUGUGAUGUACGACCCAGAGUGCAAGGCGGAGGUGACUCCCUCACACGAUGGCCAUCGCACUUUCAGCUACACGCUGGAAGACCACACCAAGCAAGCCUUCAGCAUCAUGAACCAGCUGCGCCUGAACCAGCAGCUUUGCGACGUCACUUUGCGGGUCAUAUACAAAGAUCUUCCCCCAGCCGAAUUCCAGGCCCACAAGGUGGUGCUGGCUUCCUCCAGCCCUGUCUUCAAGGCUAUGUUCACCAUGGGCCUCCGGGAGCAAGGCAUGGAAAUUGUCCCCAUCGAGGGCAUCCACCCUAAAGUCAUGGAGCGCCUCAUUGAGUUUGCCUACACGGCCUCCAUCUCAGUGGGGGAGCAUUGUGUGUUGCACGUCAUGAACGGGGCAGUAAUGUACCAGAUUGACAGUGUGGUCAAAGCCUGCAGUGACUUCCUGGUGCAGCAGCUGGACCCCAGCAAUGCCAUUGGCAUUGCCAACUUUGCCGAGCAGAUUGGCUGCGCCGAACUGCACCAACGGGCACGAGAAUACAUCUACAUGCAUUUUGGGGAGGUGUCCAAACAGGACGAGUUCUUCAACCUCUCCCACUGCCAGCUGGUGACCCUGAUCAGCCGGGAUGAGCUGAACGUGCGCUGCGAGUCGGAGGUCUUCCACGCCUGCAUCAACUGGGUGAAAUACGAUUGUGAGAACCGGCGGCUCUACAUCCAGGCCCUGCUGAAGGCGGUGCGCUGCCACUCGCUCACCCCGCACUUCCUUCAGAUGCAGCUGCAAAAGUGCGAGAUCCUGAAGUCGGACUCCCGCUGCAAGGACUACUUGGUCAAGAUCUUCCAGGACCUCACUUUGCACAAGCCCACCAAGGAUGUGCCCUGCCGGACCCCCAAAGUGGGCCAGCUCAUCUACACGGCCGGGGGCUACUUCCGGCACUCGCUCAGUUACCUGGAGGCCUACAAUCCCUGCGACGGUUCCUGGAUCCGGCUCGCUGAUCUGCAAGUGCCCCGCAGUGGCCUGGCCGGCUGCGUGGUGGGCGGGCUUUUCUACGCCGUGGGCGGGAGGAACAAUUCCCCUGAUGGCAACAUGGACUCAGAUGCUAUUGACUGCUAUAACCCCAUGACCAACCGCUGGACUCCUUGUACUUCGAUGAGUGUGCCCCGGAACCGGAUUGGUGUCGGUGUGAUUGACGGCAUGAUCUACGCCGUGGGCGGCUCUUUUGGGAGCUCCCAUCAUAACAGCGUGGAGAGGUACGAGCCAGAGCGGGACGAAUGGAAGCUAGUGGCGCCCAUGCUCACGCCCCGGAUUGGCGUUGGGGUGGCCGUGCUGAACCGCCUCUUGUACGCGGUGGGAGGCUACGAUGGCAAUUGCCGCCACAACUCGGUGGAGUGCUACUACCCUGAACGGGAUGAAUGGGAGAUGAUUGCCCCGAUGAAAACCAUCCGGAGUGGAGCAGGCGUCUGCGCUCUAAAUAACUGCAUCUAUGCCAUGGGGGGCUACGAUGGCACGGAUCAGCUUAACAGCGUGGAGCGCUAUGAUGUGGAAGCUGGCACCUGGUCCUUUGUCACGCCCAUGAAACACCGCCGGAGUGCACUUGGGGUUACAGUAUACCAGGGCAAGAUCUAUGUGCUGGGCGGCUACGGUGGCCAGACCUUCCUGGAUAGUGUUGAAUGUUACGAUCCCACCACUGACACUUGGACAGAGGUGACCCGUAUGACUUCAGGCCGCAGUGGGGUGGGCGUGGCGAUCACCAUGGAGCCGUGCUGCAAACAGACUGAUGAGCAGAAGUGCCAUUGUUAAGGGCAACAAACAGGAGCCGAGUUUCCCUGAAUGCAGAAGAAGGGAGACAAAUCGGAGAGGAUUCACUGUUAUGAGAUGCCAAGUUCUGUUCUGCCAGAAGUAAGGAAAAGUGCCAAGAACGGGUGAAACGUCAUAACCCAAUUUAAACUAUCUGUAAGGUGAUCUUAAGGGGGAGGAAACAGCUCCUGCAGUGUUUCUUUUUUAUAAUAGUUGGACUGGAUUCAUUGUCACCUCUCCGUGUUGCCCCAGCCUGGCUCUGGGCUUGGGACUGAUGUUUCAACCAAGGAGAUGCAGAAGACGAGGAUUUGAUGCUCACUGCACACUUCUUUUAAGCUCCCUGAGAGUUAAUGGGCCUGCAGGGAGUAGUUUGAACCAGGGAGCCUCUUUUGCAUGGAUGGGGAUCUUGUACAUAAACCAUUCCUGCUCCUUUGAAAUCUGUUGUACAGACAUUUUUGACAAUGAACUUCAAGCUUAGCUCUGAAGUCCUCUUUCUGUGCUCUGAUCGCAUCGGCAGAUUCUUGGGAAAUUUGUCAAGGUGCAGAACCGGAGACAGCUGUGGGAAGGGGAGCUUGUUAUGGCUGCUCUUCUAAAUAAGGAUCUCCAGGUAAGUUACCAUGGAUCACCAUAAACACAACACUUCAGGUGAGCCCUAGCCUAAGCCGCUUUUCAUCUUAGCCCCACGGGAAAGUGCUCACCUGCAUUGGGUUUUUUUUUCUUACAUUGGUGCAACUUUCCAGCAGACAUGCGGGGGAGGAAUCAGAAGAGAACUGAUUUUUGAACUACACGUCUCACACAAAUAAAAUACCUUUUCUGGUUAGUA